Molecule: messenger RNA, 7272 nt
Organism: Neolamprologus brichardi
Lineage: Eukaryota; Metazoa; Chordata; Actinopteri; Cichliformes; Cichlidae
Source: RefSeq, a predicted model, not a curated record
CCAUGUUAUGACAUCACUGCCUAAUCCCACCCCGGAGCGUGUAGUUGGUGCGGAGUCAUGAAAGUGUUUGUAAACAACUCAGUCAGAAGGCGUAGCAAACUGGAGUCGGACCAAUCCCCAUACACAUCUCCGAGUGUCAUCACAUCCUCCCAAGUGUACCAGAUUGGGGGUGAUGAAGGAUGUUUGAGGUCACGCCUUCUCGACGGGUCAACGGGAUGACACAGCUGUAACGUCACUGACUAAUUUGUAGCUGUUAAAGCAGCUGUAGGAUUGCACGUGCAGAGCAUCAGGACGCCUUACACUACCUGUGUGUUGUUCACCUGCUGAAGUUAAGAUGCCUUGGCCUUUUUCUGAGUCCAUUAAAAAGCGGGCCUGCAGGUACCUCCUGCAUCGGUACCUGGGCAACUUUCUGCAGGAGAAGCUUAGUCUGGAUCAACUGAGUCUAGACCUUUAUCAAGGCACUGGGUCUCUUGCACAGGUUCCACUGGAUACAUGGUCACUCAAUGAGCUACUGGAGACUGCAGAUGCUCCUUUUGAGGUAAUCACAGGGUUCAUCCAGACCAUCUCUCUGACAGUCCCUUGGGCAGCACUGCUGCAGGAGAACUGUGCCCUAGAAAUCAAGGGUUUGGAGAUGGUUCUCAGACCAAGACCAAGAGUGGCAUCUGGCGUUGAACCCAUGUACUGGUCCAGUUUCAUGACAAGCAGCAUGCAGCUUGCUAAAGAAUGCCUGAGCCAGAAACUAACCGAUGAUAUGGGAGAGAGCUUCCAGCCAUUUGAAGGACUGGAGAAGUUUGCAGAGACGAUAGAAACAGUUCUGAGAAGAGUCAAAGUGACGUUUUUGGACAGUGUUUUUAGAGUCGAACACAUUCCAGAAAAUUCUAAAACUGGAAUCGCUCUUGAGAUUCGAAUCAACAAGAUUGUGUACUGCGAUGAAACAGGUGAGGAGAGUUCAAGUGUCAAUGUGCAUCAGCCAACCACGUUUGCACAUAAAAACGUGCAGAUGGAGGGAAUUACUGUAUUCUGGGACGAGUUCUCUGAUGCGUCUCGCGCUGCUUGUAAAUCGUCACCUACUCCAUCGGAAACUGAGCCAAAACUCUCACCUAGCUGGAAUCCAAAAAUAAUAUGCGAGCCGCAUCCCCAGUUCACAGAGCCUGUAUCCUCUUCAGCGCCUUUUGAACCUGUGCAGGUUGGCAGCCUCUGUGGCAAAAUUGAGUUGUCCCUCACUCUCAAAAAUAACCUAGCGAUGCCUGGUGCAAAGCUGGAUGUUGUUGGACAGAUCGAUACACUCAUUAUUCUGCUGUCCCCACGGCAAGUUCACCUUCUUUUGGACUUAUUUGGAGCCUUCUCUGGUGGAGGUGCACAGGAAUGGACUAAGGAUAGGAAAAAUCGCCCAAUACAGCAGGAGGAUGAGUAUCGCCUCCAUAUGGAACUGAACCGGUGCCUAAAGAAGGAUACUGCCGUCCCAGGAGCAGAUCCUGACCUCUUUGAAAGCCAAACAACUAGAACUGUGUCGAGUCGAGACGACGUGUUUUUCUCCAUGGCUGACAUGGACAUGUCUCAUAGCUUGUCAUCCCUGCCUCCUCUGGGUGAACCACCCACUGUUGAUUUGGACUUGUCACUCACCAGUAACUACUCUGCCUCACCAGGAGAAUCUCCCUCUGGAAAUGCAACAGCUCUGUGGGACGAAUAUAUGGACGUACCACGACAAAGAGAGAAGCAGACUUGUGAAACUCCCCUCCAGUCACGGGAUUCCCACCUGCCUCAGAAACUGUUGAGGCAAACUUCCCAUUCGUCCAAAACCCACAGUGAUGAGUCAAGGCCAGAGUUAGUGCUGAGGUUGACACUGGGCAGUUUGGCUGUCUCAGUCCUCCACAUUGACCCGCUGCCGCCACCACAUGCUGCUCCCAGUCCUCUCGGCCCCAUGGCUGCACACUUCUUCAGCAUGGUGGGCCCAGGACAGCUUGAGCCAGCCGCUUUCCUUCAGUCUCGGACGGUGUUUAAUCAGGCUUGUCCUCAUGACCACCUCAGGUUUGUAGGCCAGGGUCUGAAGUUAAACUAUGAUCACUGGCAGGGAUCCAACUUAAGGACUUUUAGCACUGACAUUACCCUGAACCAGAUGGAGUUUCUAGAGUGUCUGUUCACCUCUGAGGCUGUCAUUGGUGGCUCGCAAAAAGGAGUUCAAUAUACUGAGCUGCUGACAUUUGACACCAAAGCCAGUGCUGAUGCGCCGCUUACCACCUGCCUUCACCUGCUUUACAAACAGGCUGAGCGCAGAGGUCCUCAGGGCGGCCAGGUGCGUCUCAGCACCAUUCCCAGGAAAGCUGAGAUCCAGGUGGAGCUGGGUCCUGUGCACUCUGAGCUGGACAUCAGUAUUGUGGACCGCCUAAACUCACUACUGCAGCCUCAGAAACUAGCAACCACAGAGGCGAUGGCCUCCCACAUGUAUACAUCUUACAAUAAACAUGUCAGCUUGCACAAGGCUUUUACAGAGGUUUUCCUUGAUGACAGCCAUACUCCUGCCAACUGUCAUGUGUCACUGACAAUUAAUGCACCAGUGCUGGGCAUUGCUGUGCGCUUCCCCAUCCCUGAUCUGCGUUCAGAUCAAGAGCGGGGCCCUUGGUUCAAGAAGUCCCUACAGAAAGAAACACUGUACUUGGAGCUGGAAGAGCUGGAAUUGAAAACCGAAUUCAUGGGUGGCAAUUCACCUGACCAAACCAAAAUGGAGCUCACUUUUAAGGAACUCACUGGGAGGUUCCAGGAAGAGGACGAUCAAACAGCUGCCCGGUUCCUCAGAGUGUCACACACAAUGGAUGGAGACAUGACCACAUCUGAAAGUGUAAAAUUUGAUUGGCCAAGGGUUGUGCUCAAGAUGAACCCAACUGCAGUCCACUCCAUCCUUGAGCGUGCGACAGCUGAAGAUGAGGGGGCUGAGGACCAUUCUCUUGAAGAGGAAGAGGAGGAAGGGGCUGCUCAUUCACUGAAGGAUGUAUGUGACUUUGGGAAGCCAGAGCCAUCACCCUUUUCUUCACGUAGGGUUAUGUAUGAGAAUGAAGAGAUGGUCAUUCCUGGUGAUGUCGGUGAGAUGACGGUGUUCCAGGAAAAAACGAUGAAUAACUCCCGGUUCAUCCUUGAGUUGUGUUUCCCUAAUGUGCAGCUAACACUCCCCAGCAAGGCAUUUUAUGAAAAACUACACAACAGGAUAAACAAUGACCUUCUGCUGUGGGAGCCCACUGCUCCAUCCCCAGUGGAGACUGUAGAGAACAUGCCAUAUGGAGUUGGGCUCUCUGUUGCCAGUCAAUUGAUCAACACUUACUCCAAGGACAGCUUUAGCCAGUUCCGCUCCACUGGUCCUGAGGAGGAGACCAGUGGAUCAGAGGAGGAGAACAUGCACUAUUACUCGCCUGCCGCUGACCUGGGCUUCAGAUCUCGAAAGAAGAAGAAGCCCAAAGCCCACAGCAAGAACUCCCAGAGCCUUUUCUCUGUCAAUCUUAGUGUCAAUCAUGGCCUUAUGUGUCUUCAUGCUAAUGCCAAGAAGGAGGAUAAAACCACACUGAAAAACAAACAUGGCGAGUUCUGGCUGGAGGUGAAAAAUGCCGUUUUAUUCAGCGUCACUCAGUAUGAAGGCUUUAAAGAUCAGCACUACAUCUGCUUUCAUACCAGCAGCAUCUGCAUGUAUCACCAAGGACUCAUAGAUGGAGGCACUUCCGUCUCAGACAUCAAAUUGCCAUGCAGGACACAUCCCCAUUGGCUAGAGCCAACCAUCUACCAGUCAGAAACAUCUUCAGAAAAAUUGUCAACGCCUUCGGAGGGUAUCGGUUUAGAAGCUCGCAGCAUGGUUUCUGUCGCUGUCAAAAUCUCAUCACAGAAUGCAGAACGCAACAUCAAGGAGUUUCUGGUUGCUGUUGGGGUGAGAGGUGCUACACUCCAGCACAGAGUGGUCCCUCCCAGCUUGGGCUGGUAUGACCAGAUUGUUGACUUUCUGAAUGUUUCUGAUGAACCCGUGUUGGGUUACGCUCCUCCUACGUCUGUCACCACACUACAUUUGCACCUAUGGAGCUGCUCUCUGGACUACAGACCCCUGUACUUGCCACUCAGAUCGUUGCUGGUUGUGGAAACAUUCAGCAUCUCCAGUAGCGUCUCUCUAGACAAUUCCUCAUCAACACUUAGGAUCAUUUUGGACGAAGCUGCUCUGUUCCUCUCAGACAAAAGUAAUGCUGUCUCUGUAAAUCUAGCUCGUGAUUAUGUCCAAGUGGUAGACAUGGGAACCUUAGAGCUGAGGAUAACAGCAGUCAAACCUGGAGUAGAUGGAAAAUUGGUAAACCAAGAACCACCUCGCUCAGACCUGUUCCUGUUCCCAGAUGAAAGUGGGAAUUGCCAAGAUUUAAGCCCCCCGUACCCCAUGCUUCCUUCUCCUCUCAUCACACCAGCCCCUAAUCUGGCCCAAGAGACUGACGACUUUUGUAUAUUGGAAACUCCGAGCUCCAGAGGAGAGGAUCGAGAUCAGGAGCCGGUGGUGAAGCAGCUAUCCUCGGAGCCAGUAGAAGUCAAAGACGAUUACUUCAGUCAGCCUCUGGAUGGAAGUGAUUCCAGCCGUGGAGCCAACUUUCCCAUCCCAGAGGUUCGCUACCUCAUUAAGGAGAUCUCUGUCAUCUGGCAUCUUUAUGGUGGAAAAGACUUCGGGAGUGUGACCUCCAUAGUUUCUCCUGCUAGAAGCCGGGGAUCUACACCUCAUAGCUCCCCAUCUCAAACUCCAGUGAGACAAGCGAAGGCUUCAGGGCGGGUUGGUGGUGGAAAGGGAAGGAAUCCUGAUGUCCUGAUGGAGAUUCAACUCAGCAAGGUGAGAUUCCAGCACGAGGUGUACCCCCAGAUCUCAGCGGUGUCUCGUCCAGCAGUGGACCAGCCAGUGUCCCGGCAGGUGUUCUCUGUGCAGGACUUGGAGAUUCGAGACAGACUAGCUACCUCCCAGAUGAACAAGUUCCUCUACUUGUACUCUAGCAAGGAAAUGCCCCGAAAAGCCCAUUCUAACAUGUUGACAGUCAAGGCGAUGCACAUGUGUCCUGAGUCAGGCCAGGCUCCCCCAGAGUGCUGUUUACGGGUCACUCUAAUGCCUCUUCGCCUCAAUAUUGAUCAGGAUGCACUGUUCUUCUUGAGAGACUUCUUUACAAGUCUUGCUGCUGAAGUUGAGUUUUUCUCACCACCUAUUCAAGAAGCGGUUUGUGUUACCACAAAGAAAGUGGCUGCCCCAGAGAUCUCUUGCAGCUUCUCCAAGCACGCUGGUGGGAGCCAGGAUCCAGCCCCAAUCAUCUCGGUGCCUGCACAGAGACGACUGAGCCAAAACGGUUUCUCUACAUCCAACGCAAAUGACAGUGAAGCCUCUGCUUCUCCCUUCACAGACCAACCCAUCUUCUUUAGGGAGUUUCGAUUUACUUCUGAGGUUCCCAUUCGCCUGGACUACCAUGGGAAACACGUGUCUAUGGACCAGGGAACAUUUGCAGGGAUCAUUUUCGGGCUGACACAGCUGAAUUGUUCAGAGCUCAAACUGAGGCAGUUGUGCUACAGGCAGGGAUUAUUGGGUGUGGAUAAGCUCUUUUCCUAUGCAAUAAAUGAGUGGUUAAAUGACAUAAAGACAAACCAGCUUCAAGGACUGCUGAGUGGUGUGGCACCUAUUCAUACUCUGGUAAAACUGGUUCACGGACUCAGGGAUUUGGUCUGGCUCCCGAUUGAACAGUACAGGAAGGAUGGCCGGAUAGUCCGUGGAUUUCAGCGCGGCACGGCUUCCUUUGGAACCUCUACAGCUAUGGCUGCCCUGGAGCUCACAAACAGGAUGGUGCGGACUAUUCAGGCAGCCGCUGAGACAGCGUAUGACAUGGUGUCUCCAGUGCCUGAUGAGAGGGACACAAAGAGGGUAAAACGGAUCUCCCAUUAUGGACUGGCUCAUCAGCCUGUUGACCUCAGAGAAGGUGUAGCCAAAGCCUACACUGUGGUGAAAGAGGGGAUCACAGACACUGCACUAACCAUCUACGACACAGCCACCCGGGAGCACGAGCAGCGAGGUAUGACUGGGGCAGUCGGUGGAGUUCUCCGCCAGCUUCCACCUGCAGUAGUCAAGCCACUCAUUAUGGCCACUGAGGCGACGUCAAAUGUCUUGGGUGGGAUGAGAAACCAGAUUCACCCCGAUGCACGUCAGGAGGAGUCGCAAAAAUGGAGGCAGGGCGACGAGUAAGUGUCAUUGCCUUAUGGAAAACUGAAACAAUGACUGUGCAGCAGCUACAGCUUAAUAGGUGUGCUUUUGAACAAGGGAAAAGGUGGACAGCGAGUGCUGGUGUAAAUAAAAUGGUGUUCAUCCUGUGGCAGUUUGAGCUACUGUGAUUUUUAGCUUGUGUCAGCUUAUCACAUGCCUCACAGUGCCUUCAUGGUCAUCAGCAUUGUCCAACUGUAUGCGUGUAAUCAAAUGGAUGAAGAAGGGUGAGUUUGAGCAGCACUUAUAAUGUUGUUGUGUAUGAUGCUAUGUUGUAGGGUAGACCAUACAAAUUUAAAAUGUAAAGGCUUAAGAAUGAAGGAAUAGGUCCUUUCAUCUGCUUCAUUUUCAAACAGCUGUUUACAGAUUGUGUGGUUGCGUUCUCUUAUCCUACUUUGUGUCAGCAAACACUAAUAUUCUAGGUGUAAUGACCCUUAAUUUAUAUAAGAUGUACUGUAUGUGGGCCUUGUCACUUACUGUAAAUAUUCCUAAUGAGCAGCAUUUCGUGCAAAUAUGAGAGAACAAAUGUAGAAACUGAAUGUGUUGCAUCUUUGUAAAGCUCUGUAAUCAGCACUUUUAACUGAGUUGAAGCGUAACAAGUGAGAGAUGGGACGAUUAUCCAGACUUGUUCUAAGGUUUCACAAUUGUUGUGUUGCAUAAUUUUCACAAAAGCUGCGGUUUAAAAAACAAAAAAAAGAAGCUGCGGUUUAAAUUUAAAAACUGCUUUAUUCUUACAGUCUCAUGCUCACAUUUUUGAAUUGUUGACAAAGUGAAUCUACUCAAGAUCCAUAAGUAAAGUCUUAAUGUACUGAUAAUCUCAUUUGUUUAGUUUUUUUUAAUUAUUAUUAAGCUGUAUGUUUAUAUAUUGAUGUCUGAUGUGAUCAAUUGUGUUGCUAAGUCUUGAUGAUUAUUAUUAUUAUUUUUUCUUCCUUUUUUGGUUAUGUGGUAAGAGUAUUAUUUCUUGUAAAUAUAUGUACAGGUGACUCAUGAAUUUGUAUUAAAAGCAUGAUGGAGAAAUAAAAACGGUGAAAUUA